Messenger RNA from Salmo salar (Atlantic salmon), 2103 nucleotides. RefSeq names its product trans-1,2-dihydrobenzene-1,2-diol dehydrogenase. Lineage: Eukaryota; Metazoa; Chordata; Actinopteri; Salmoniformes; Salmonidae. The record is from RefSeq and is a predicted model, not a curated record. Gene Ontology annotation, molecular function: nucleotide binding.
UCUCUCCCCCUACUGGUGGGAAAUAUAUCCUUAUCAAAAAAGUCUGCCAAGUCCAUCUGGGGUAGAUAGAGAGACGUGCUAGUUCAGAAGUAAUCAUGGCAACAAGGUGGGGAAUCUGCAGUGCAGGGAAAAUCAGCCACGACUUUACAGUUGCUUUGAGGACCCUACCUCACGACGACCACCAGAUUAUGGCUGUUGCUGCUCGGAAUCUCCAGCAUGCACAAGAGUUUGCCAAAAAGCACAACAUCCCAAGAGCCUAUGGGAGCUAUGAGGAGCUAGCAAAAGACUCAGACAUAGAUGUGGUGUAUGUGGGAACCAUCCACUCUCACCACCUGAGCACAGGUAAGCUCUUCUUGACCUCCCAUAAGAACGUGCUCAUAGAGAAACCCCUGGCCAUGAAUCUAAGAGAGGUACUGGAGCUCACCAACACAGCCAAGGAGAAUGAUGUCUUUCUAAUGGAGGCCAUCUGGACUCGUUUCUUCCCUGUGUCUGUAGAGGUGGGCAGGCUGCUGGGCCAGGGUGAGGUGGGAGAGGUCCAGAUGGUAAGGGCCGACCUGGGAGCCCCCCUCACACACAUCCCUCGCCUGACUCAUAGAGAGCUGGGUGGAGGGGCACUACUGGACCUGGGGAUCUACUGCCUGCAGUUUGUCUUCAUGGUGUUCAAUGGGGAGAGACCGGAGUCCAUCCAAGCCACGGGAUACUGUAUUGACACAGGAGUGGAUGGAACAGUAGUUUUGGUCUUAAAGUUCUCUGGGAACAGAAUGGCUGUGUGCACCUGCUCCAUCACGAUGAUGCUGACAAAUGAUGCUGUUAUCUCUGGGACCAAGGGGACCAUCAAGGUCCCCAACCACAUGUGGUGUCCUACGAGCCUGGAGGUGAAUGGGGAGGUGACGCAAUACCCUCUCCCUGAGCCCAGCCUUCCCCUCAACUUCAUCCACAGUACUGGGCUGCGCUACGAAGCAGAGGAGGUCAGGCAGUGUCUGCUUAAAGAGCUGAAGGAGAGCUCUGGAAUGCCUUGGUCACACUCACACCUUCUCGCCGAGGUCAUGGAUGAAGCCAGAAGACAAGUGGGAGUGACAUAUAAUCAAGACAACAUCUAAUGAGAUCAUGCAACCCAAGUCCCCCUUUCUCAGUCAUGGAUGCACUCUCUACCAAUGCUAGUCAGCAGGUGACUUCGGUCCAAUGAAUGCUAUAGGUUAUGCUGUUAUGAUGGUUAAACUAAGGGGGUGUGCUUGGGGAGACUCCCUCUGAUCUGCCUGGUAAUAAUGGUCUGUGUCCCAAAUGGCACCAUAUUCCCUUUAUGGUGCACAACAGUGCAUGAGUCCUGGUCAAAGUAGUGAACAGGGUGCCAUUUGGGAUGCAGACAUGGUCUCAGGAGGUUUUAAUAACUUAUGAGGCUAAUGGGCCUAUGAUGUUUAUUUCAUGAGGACCAACCCAUUCAUGGUGAAUAUUUUUUAUGGAUAUGUGCCAGUUAUGUUCAGCUUGUCAGCAUCCAUCCUAUUGAGUUUGCUGUUUUACUUGUUUGACCUCAAGCGAUUGGCCAGUCACUUAGUAGGUAAUAGGUUACAACAGAACAGACUACGUGUAACCUUGCUAGUAAGAGAGAACAUUGAUCUCCAGAUUGGAGUUGAGUGCAAUACUCCUCAUUCUGCUAAUGUAACAUAGGCUACCACCACUGCAGGGGAGAUGAUCAGCAGGCCUAUUGCUUAUUUCCUUAUUUUUCUAUAAUUUUGGAAAGUGACUAACUAUGGCCACAACAAGGUCAAGGUCAUCUAAGGUCACACGGAGGUUCUUAGCAGUCUGGGAGGUUGUGUCACAGACUGAGUCUCCGUGCCAUAGAAAUUCAGACAUAAAACCAGACGUUUAUUGAAGCUGUGUAUUGAUUGCAUUGAUGAGGACGCACAUUAAAUAAUUGUAAAGAUAUCCUCAUUAGUUCACCUGUAAAAGAGAGAUAUGCAUGUUUAGUUUAGUCGGAAUGUUGGUAAUUGGUUUUAGAGCAUGAAUGUUAAUAUAAGGAUGUUGUUUUAAAGCUAGAACUAGCGACUACUAAUGUUAUGAUAUGAGAUCACCAUUUAUAUGGAUAAAUAAAUGUUUUACAAUUAA